AUGGCUGACCAAGAAGUGAUCAAAUUGGGUCCGAGGAAUGAUAGUGUGUUGUAUUUGCAAAAAGAUGGCAAGCACGUGUCUAUUGCUGCGUGGAACCAAAUAAAUAGAAUUCUGAAAGUGAGAAAAUAUCGGGAUUUUCGAGAUUUUAUUCCCGCUGAAAUUGUAGGCCACCUUCGUCAAGCCGGAUUUUACGAAGCCGCCUUAGCUGGGUCUCUGAAACUUGACAAAGUUUUAAUAUCAGCUAUGGUGGAGCGAUGGAGGCCUGAGACACACACGUUUCAUAUGUCGUUCGGAGAGUGUACUAUCACUCUGCAAGAUGUUGCUGUUCAUCUUGGCUUACCCAUUGAUGGGAAUCCUGUCACCGGAGUUACUUGGUGUGAUUGGUCUGAGCUUGUAGAGGACUUGCUCGGAGUGGUGCCACCCGCCAGUGCUAUCAAAGGAGGUGGCUUGAAGUUGGUUUGGCUAGGUGAGCAAUUUAAUUUUCAUAAUCUAGGCGGUGCCGACCCGAUACAACUUAUGUAUGCUGCAAGAGCAUACAUCUUGCGACUAAUUGGCACUUUCUUACUAUGUGACCACACCGGUUCACAUGUCCCUCUUAGAUAUCUCAUUCUCUUACGAGACUUUGAGGAGACCGCAAAGUAUAGUUGGGGUUCAGCCGUACUAGCACUUCUCUAUCAUGAGUUGUGCUAUGCAACCGGUGCUUCACGUACAGAGAUUGGCGGCUGUGCUUAUUUGAUACAAGUGUGGGCAUGGCUAAGGAUUCCAGGAAUCGGCCCGGAUCCACCGAGGCUGCACCGUGGCCUCCCACUCGCGGCAAGGUAUGCACAUAAUUUAAAUAAUAAAUUUUGUUGCUAA
Messenger RNA from Lotus japonicus, 855 nucleotides. Its product is annotated as serine/threonine-protein phosphatase 7 long form homolog. Lineage: Eukaryota; Viridiplantae; Streptophyta; Magnoliopsida; Fabales; Fabaceae. Gene Ontology annotation, biological process: meristem maintenance; meristem development. The record is from RefSeq and is a predicted model, not a curated record. Bases 1 to 855 code for a protein of 284 amino acids. The transcript has a single exon.